Messenger RNA from Fusarium redolens, 1975 nucleotides. RefSeq names its product pyridoxal phosphate-dependent transferase. The record is from RefSeq and is a predicted model, not a curated record. Bases 451 to 1896 code for a protein of 481 amino acids. Gene Ontology annotation, molecular function: pyridoxal phosphate binding; transaminase activity. The transcript has 3 exons. NCBI's taxonomy places the organism in Eukaryota, Fungi, Ascomycota, Sordariomycetes, Hypocreales, Nectriaceae. Gene Ontology annotation, cellular component: cytosol.
GGCCUUAAAGUAGCUGUGCCUCUGGGUGUAACCGACCGUGCCGCUUUUCCAAGGGCGGGCUGUAAGCAGAAAAGAUCGACGCUGGGGCUGCGGCUGAGAUGAGACAGAGCAAAUAGUUCUUGGCCAUGCCUCACACUAAAUGCAGAUCCAGAGAUGCUGUAGAAUGAGAAAAGAGGAGUGAUUGGAGGUGGCAUAAGACACCACCUUGUUUCUUGCUGUGGCCCGAGCGGAUGCGGCCCGCCAGAAUGAGGAUCAUUACACUGCAUACCUGGAAAUAUUGGUAAGCCACAGUCGCAACAUCGGAGACUAAACACUUUCGCGUCUUGGGUUUAUCAAUGAUUGUCAAGAGCUAGCAGAGCGAUAUACGCAUCUCUGAUAUCAUCUCGGGUAUAUAAGAAGAAAGGCACACGACACAAUGAAUCUUCAAAUCAUCACCAUCAGUAUUACAUCAUGGCACCUACCAACAGUCUUCUCUACAAAAACUUCCAGAAACAUCCCGCUGCUCUUAUUGAGUCGACGUCCGGGAUUUAUCUCAACACUAGCGAUGGGCGCAAGAUUCUAGACGCUACGAGUGGAGCGGCUGUUGCGUGUCUGGGCUAUGAUAACAAGGACGUUCAGAAAGCUGUUGUAGAGCAGCUUGUGAAUGUUCCGUAUUGUCAUCCGGGCUUUUACAAGACUCAGGCGGCGGAAGAUCUUGCGGGUUUUCUUGUCCAGUCUACGAAUGGUCUUAUGUCCAAGGCUGUUCUCUGUGGAUCAGGAUCUGAAGCUGUCGAAGUAGCCCUCAAACUUGCGAAAACACACUUUUCUCAUCUCGCUAUCCCUCAGACCGAACGAAGUCACUUCAUAGCUCGCGUGGGAGCUUGGCACGGCGCUACACUCGGUGCUUUGACACUGGGCGACUUUAAAGUACGAAAAGACCCAUUCGUACAAAUGAUUUCGCAGAAUGCUUCGCGUGUAUCGGCAUGCAGUGCAUACAGAGGCCAGCGCGACGGUGAAGAUGACGAGGCGUAUGUUGCACGUCUCGCGCAGGAACUCGAUGAUGAAUUUCUGAGGGUUGGGCCUGAUAAGGUUUGCGCUUUUGUGGCUGAGACUGUUGGAGGGAGUGCGAGUGGGUGUGCUAUGCCCUUGAAGGGAUAUUUCCCUGCCAUGAAGGCUGUUUGCGAAAAGCAUAACGCUCUUCUUAUCCUUGACGAAGUCAUGUGCGGAAUGGGCCGUACGGGCACCCUUCACGCUUGGGAGCAGGAAGAUGUUGUUCCUGAUAUUCUUGUCGUCGGAAAGGGUCUUGGUGCAGGAUACGCUCCUGUCUCUGCAGUCAUGAUCAACGCAAAGCUCGUUGAGUCGUUCCAGAAAAGCGGCAAGGGCUUUGCGCACGGUCAGACAUACAUGGCUCAUCCCCAAGCCGCCGCUGCUGCCCUGAAAGUCCAGCAGAUCAUCCGCGAUGAAAACAUGGUAUCGCACGUCCGCUCAAUGGGCGCGUAUCUCGGCCAACAACUCAAAGAGCGCUUACUCCCCAUGCCCUACGUCGGCGACAUUCGAGGCCGCGGGCUCUUCUGGGCCGUUGAAUUCGUUACCAACAAAAAGACCAAAACACCCUUCCCCUACGAUCUCGGCCUGAACAGCUUGUUGCACUCACGCGGAAUGAGUGCUGGGUAUGAAAUCGCGCUGUUCAACGCUAAUGGAGGGUAUGAUGGAUACAGUGGAGAUCACUUCUUGAUCUGUCCGCCUUUUAUUGUUACGAAGGAGGAUGUUGAUGAUAUUGUGGAGAGGACGGCGCGAGUGAUUGAGGAUACGUUUGAGGAGUUGGGUAAGGCGGCGGUUUGGGAGAAGAUUACCCUGCAGAUGGAGAUUGAUGAGGUUGAGGUUAAGCCUGUUGGGGCAAUGGUUGCUGCGCAGUGAGGGAAAAGCUUAUAAAUUGAUUUUUGUAUUUAUUUAGUAGAUUUUUGAUGAUUAUGUGUUAUUUAUUAUAUUGCUGACG